Messenger RNA from Sus scrofa (pig), 1390 nucleotides. NCBI's taxonomy places the organism in Eukaryota, Metazoa, Chordata, Mammalia, Artiodactyla, Suidae. The record is from RefSeq and is a predicted model, not a curated record.
UCUUCCAGAGGCAGAGGAACCCAAGAUGCGCACCUAAAGGGUGCCUGGGGAGGUUUCUCUUUGCUGCACAGCUCAUAUAUCAUUAACAAUCUGAGGUUGCCUGAACGUCGCCAGAAACCAAGGCCCAAUCCCUAUGUGCCUUCCUAUCUUGGUUGUUCCUCUCUGAAGCUUCCGUAGGAGUUGCAGCAGCACAGAACGUGCUGGAAGGUGCUCAGCGCCCUGGGAGCUGUCGUCGCCCUCCUGCUCUGCGGGCAGCUUUUUGCAGCAGAAACCGGCAAUGAGGCCACAGAUGCCACAGAUGACAGCUGCCCAAAGCCCCCUGAGAUCCCAAAGGGCUACGUGGAGCACAUGGUUCGCUAUCACUGCCAAACCUACUACAAACUGCGCACGGCAGGAGAUGGAGUGUACACCUUGGACAGUAAUAAGCAGUGGACAAAUAAGGUCACUGGAGAGAAACUGCCUGAAUGUGAAGCAGUGUGCGGGAAGCCCAAGAACCCAGUGGAUCAGGUGCAGCGGAUCAUGGGUGGCUCGCUGGACGCCAAAGGCAGCUUCCCCUGGCAGGCUAAGAUGAUCUCCCACCAUAACCUCACCUCGGGGGCCACGCUCAUCAAUGAACAGUGGCUGCUGACCACGGCUAAGAAUCUCCGCUUGGGUCAUAAAAAUGAUACAAAAGCAAAAGACAUUGCUCCUACUUUAAGACUCUAUGUGGGAAAGAAACAGGAGGUGGAGAUUGAGAAGGUGAUUUUCCAUCCUGACAACUCCACGGUAGACAUCGGGCUCAUCAAACUCAAGCAGAAGGUGCCCGUUAAUGAGAGGGUGAUGCCCAUUUGCCUCCCUUCUAAAGAUUAUGUGAAUGUGGGGCUUGUGGGCUACGUGUCUGGCUGGGGGCGAAACGCCAACCUCAACUUUACGGAGCAUCUGAAGUAUGUCAUGCUGCCGGUGGCUGACCAAGAAAAAUGUGUACAGUACUACGAAGGCAGCACCGUGCCAGAGAAGAAGACACCCAAGAGCCCGGUGGGGGUGCAGCCCAUCCUGAACGAGCACACCUUCUGCGCCGGCUUGUCCAAGUACCAGGAAGACACCUGCUACGGCGACGCCGGCAGCGCCUUUGCUGUUCACGACAAGGAUGAUGACACCUGGUACGCGGCUGGGAUCCUGAGCUUCGACAAGAGCUGUCGUACGGCGGAGUACGGUGUGUAUGUAAGGGUGACCUCCAUCCUGGACUGGAUUCAGACAACCAUAGCUGACAACUGAGGCCGCCAGCCUGGGCCUGAAAGGACGAGGGAAAACUGGACGGGAGCGGAGGGGAGAAAACGUGGUGUGAAGCUGCCGGGUUCCAGCCCCACAUCGCUGAGUCAGUCAAUAAAGAGCUUCCUUUGAUUCCCUCCUG